AUGGCAGCAAGAGCACUUGCAGGAAUUCUUUGGUCACCAAACCUCAAGGAAGCAGUAAAUGGAAAAGCGUUCAAUCUUUCCACUUUGGGUGUCAUCAGCAGCAGUCAACAAUAUCGACAAUAUUCCACUGACAAAGUCUACGAAAUACGCACGUACAGUUUAUACCCCAAAGACAUGAAGGAGUUCAUGGCUAUUUCUGAAGAAAAAUUACACAUAAGACUGAAAGCUUCCAAGUUGAUUGGAUUUUGGACAUCUGAAAUAGGGGGGAUGAACCAGGCGUUUCACAUCUGGGAAUACGACAGUUUAAAGCACCGUGCCCAAGUGCGCGCCUCCCUCGCCAGCAAACCCGAGUGGCUGUCUCAGUAUAUCAACCGAGUCAUUUCCAUGUGGUGGAAACAGGACAACCUGCUCACCAGGGCCAUUGCAGGACCAGAUGGAGAUUUGAAUCAGGAUAAAAGCAACAUCUAUUUCCUGCAGAGGUAUAACCAUAAUAAGUCCAGUAUGUUAACUCUGACUACUGAGCUGCAGAGUUUGCAGGCUGGGACAAAUAUCAAGCUGGUCGGGGGCUGGUCAAGUAUUCUUGGACCAAAAGAUAAUGCAUAUCUAAUGUGGCAGUGUAAAGACCCUGACGAUUUUCUGGUGUGGCAAGAAAAAUUGAGUGACAAAGUAAAAACUGUCCCAGAGCAUUCUCAGUUGCUGUUUCCAUGCCCGUGGUCACCUUUGAUGUAA
This is a messenger RNA of Lingula anatina, 729 nucleotides long. Its product is annotated as protein NipSnap homolog 3A-like. NCBI's taxonomy places the organism in Eukaryota, Metazoa, Brachiopoda, Lingulata, Lingulida, Lingulidae. The record is from RefSeq and is a predicted model, not a curated record. Gene Ontology annotation, cellular component: mitochondrion.